UAGUCACUUUCUCUAAACACCCUCCUCUCUCUUUCUCUCACUCCCCAAACACAAACAAGUAAAUACAAAGAGAGGUAUAAAGCAAUAUAUACAACACUUUUCUAUAUCACACUGAUGCAGACAUGGAGAGUGGUUGGAAAGCUACAACUGAGAUAUCACCAAACUGUCCAAGAUGUGGUUCCUCCAACACAAAAUUCUGCUACUACAACAACUACAGCUUAACUCAACCAAGAUACUUUUGCAAAGGAUGCAGAAGAUAUUGGACAAAAGGUGGAUCCCUCAGAAACGUCCCUGUUGGUGGUGGCUGCAGAAAAAACAGAAGAGGUAACAACAACAAUAACAAAACCUUGUUAAAACAACAUUCUCAUGAUCCUGUUUUAAGGACUAAUAAUGUUUCAUCUUCUACUUCCUCUACAUUGGUUGCUGAAUAUCAUAAACCCAAUAUUGAUCUUGCUUUAGUUUACGCAAAUUUCCUUAAUCAAAAGCCUGGUUCUCAAAAAAUCAGUUUCGACCCUUCUUUAGAGAAUUCGAGGUUGUUAUCGAAUGUUGAAGUUGGUUCUAGUAGUUUGAAUUUGUCGGAACUAGAACAUGGUUUCAAAGGGUGUUUGAAUCUUCAAGAACAGUUACUAGUACCAUCCACGUCCACAGUGGUAACACAUUUUGGUGAGUUCGAACUCGAAUCUAUGCAGACGCUUCGAAAAGAUAGAGUUCAUGAUGAUGGUAGUGUGAACUUUGAGCUACCACCUUUGCCUGGUGAAGAGGAUUCAUCAUCACAUGAUGAUCAUGUGAUGUGGUCCAAUUCUGAAAUGAUGAUGAACCUUCCAUUUCAAGUCACUCAACCUCCACCACCACCAUCACCACUUGGUCUUGAUCAAAUUCAUCAUGCAGAUUUGUUAGUUGGUAAUUGGAGCCCUUUUGAUUUUCCUAGGGAUGCUUCUUUUUCUAGACCUUGUUAAAAAAAUAUUCUCAUUUCUUAUCGUAUCGUGCGAUGAUGAAAAAAAGUUUAGGUGAGUUGGGUCUGAAUCAUGUUAAACAUGGACGGAAAAAACCCUAAGACAUAAUGGAUGUCGAACAAAGUUCUAAAAUGAUACGAGAAUUUGAACCCUGAUAUUCUUACGAGUUGAGAUGAAUCCGUACCAACCGAACUAAUCUACCUUUUUCUCGAUUUUCUUAUUGUUUUUAUACUCAUUGUAUGGUGUAUAGAAUAUGGUUUUUAUUACUACAAAAUAAUUGGAAGUUGUAAACAAAUACAGUCUUUGAGAGUUUAUAGUUACAAAUUAUAUAUUGAUAAACAUA
This is a messenger RNA of Vicia villosa (hairy vetch), 1296 nucleotides long. Its product is annotated as dof zinc finger protein DOF3.5-like. The transcript has a single exon. Gene Ontology annotation, biological process: regulation of DNA-templated transcription. The coding region runs from base 123 to 956 and encodes 277 amino acids. Gene Ontology annotation, molecular function: DNA-binding transcription factor activity; DNA binding. The record is from RefSeq and is a predicted model, not a curated record. NCBI's taxonomy places the organism in Eukaryota, Viridiplantae, Streptophyta, Magnoliopsida, Fabales, Fabaceae.